AUGGGGGCAACCGACAGCGGCGCCGCCGCCGACGACGAUGAUGACGUGGCGGAUUCAGAAGAGAUCGCGUCGAACCAUGGAGUCGCUGUCUGGAUGCUUCUGGAGGCUGGGAUGAAUUCUGGAGCAUCUGGAGUCAUUCGUGAAGACGUGACUUUGCAGAAAUUGUUGAGGAAAAAUGGGGAUUCUGAAGACGUAGGUAAAAAUUCUGGAGCAUAUGGAUCCCAUGCUUCUGGAGCAGCGUCAGGGUACUGUGCCUGCUCAAAAUCUGGAUAUUGCUGUAGAUACGGUGGCGGCGUGACGUCUUCUGGAUUCGGAUUCUGA
Caenorhabditis remanei is the source of this 321-nucleotide messenger RNA. RefSeq lists its product as uncharacterized. The transcript is spliced from 2 exons. The record is from RefSeq and is a predicted model, not a curated record. Bases 1 to 321 code for a protein of 106 amino acids. Lineage: Eukaryota; Metazoa; Nematoda; Chromadorea; Rhabditida; Rhabditidae.